AUGAAGCACGACGGUCGAAUCGAUGAGUGCAUUGAGAGUAUGGCAUUCACUGAGCGUCUAUCAGAUCGAUGGAUUGCGCCAUUUAUCCACCUACAGUCUUUCUUGGCGACAAUGGAUGAAGUUUACGCUUCGAUGCAAGCAAGCGGUGGAAGGGCGCUCGUUCAAAUUACGCGCGGCUCUCUGCAGCGGCAAUUUGAUACGGUGAGGGCAUCUGUAGAAAAAGAUCUCGCGAGCUGCCCUUCGUCAACAGCUCUUCGGGAGGAACUCUGGCUUGCAGAGCCUGCCAGUGCAGUCCGAACAACCAUGCUGAUGGGUAUAAUUCACCGAAGCAAGGAGCUCAUUCAGACGAUCACGAACCUAUCGGUGUCGGAGAUUGCCCAAAUGGCAAUAACUACAAGUGCUCGUAUAUGUGCCACGGUAGGCUACAUGUCCACUGCAGUAUUGACCCUUCUCAAUCUUAGUACUGGCCUCACCAACUCUGCUAGGGAAGCCCAGGUGCAGGCCGUUGUUGAUGCAGCAGACUAUCCUAAUCUUGUCACAGAACUUGCCAGCGCACUGGAGACAAAAUUUGAGGGAAUGUCUGCUGCAGACAAAGAGAUGGACGUUGUGGGGAGCCUUUGCUCUAAAAUGCGGCUGCUAGCACGUUGUUAUCCAUAUCAAAUCCGCGCAAUUGUUGGAAGUGCGCCGUCCCAAGACGCAAGGCAGGAUACGUCCAUGAUGGUAGUUCAUGCCAAUGAGGCUGCUAUGACACCCCAAGUCUGGCCGUCUAUCUACGGCGAUAUGAGCGACAUAUUUCCUGUGGAUGACAUGCAGUGGGAUUCACUCUUGAGCAAUUUCACAGGUUUUAGCUAG
Molecule: messenger RNA, 852 nt
Organism: Aspergillus oryzae RIB40
Lineage: Eukaryota; Fungi; Ascomycota; Eurotiomycetes; Eurotiales; Aspergillaceae
Exons: 2
Coding region: 1-852 (283 amino acids)
Source: RefSeq, a predicted model, not a curated record